Epinephelus lanceolatus (giant grouper) is the source of this 1938-nucleotide messenger RNA. The record is from RefSeq and is a predicted model, not a curated record. Lineage: Eukaryota; Metazoa; Chordata; Actinopteri; Perciformes; Serranidae.
AUGGCGGCACAGCAUCCCAAGUAUCGGCCCCCCCACACCCCCACCGUCAUCCCCACCGUCAUCCCCCAUCACAUCUGUGGGGGGGCGGUCAGAGGUGGAGGUGUGAGAAGCGACUGUCCAGCUGUGUGCAGGUGUGAAAGUGUCGGGAUGCUCCAGAGAGUCGACUGUGUGGAUGUUGGUCUGAGAUCAGUUCCCUCCAACCUGAGCAGCUUCACGUCCUCUCUAGAUUUGAGUAUGAACGAGCUGUCGGAGCUUUCAGCCCACACCUUCACAAACCUCCACCUCCUCCAUGAGCUUCGGCUGGCAGGAAACAGCUUGACGAAGAUUCCAAAAGAUUUCUUCAGAGGACUUCUCAGUCUGAAGCUGCUAACUCUGCAGAACAAUGGACUGAAGAGAGUUCCCUCUGAAGCUCUACACAACCUCAAGAACCUGCGCUCUCUACGUCUGGAUGCUAACUCCAUCUCCCGCCUGCCGGCCACCUCCUUCAAAGGUCUGUGGUCUCUGCGUCACCUGUGGCUGGAUGAUAACGUUCUGACAGAGGUUCCCGUUCUGGCUCUCAGGGAUCUGACGGAGCUGCAGGCUCUGACUCUCGCCCUUAACAACAUCAGCUACGUCCCUGACGGAGCGUUCAGCUCCCUCAGCCAGCUGCUGGUGCUGCAUCUCCAUGACAACCGCAUCCACUCUUUGGGCCAGAGGAGUUUUGAUGGACUGCACAACCUGGAGACGCUAGAUCUGAGUUUUAACCGGAUCAACAGUUUUCCUACAGCCAUAAAAACCCUGAACAACCUGAGAGACCUGAAUCUUCAGAACAACAACAUUUCAGUCAUCCCCGAAAACAUUUUCUCUGGAAAUCCUUCCAUCGAGACCAUAAAUAUUCAGAACAAUCCUCUUCACGCUGUGGGACACUCGUCCUUCCAGCUGCUGCCGGCACUCCAGACACUGUCUCUGAGUGGAAGCAGCAUCACAGAGUUACCAGACUUCACUGGGACCAACAGACUGGAAACCCUCUCCAUCACAGGCAGCCACCUCUCCACCUUACCUGACAACAUGUGUGAGGAGCUGCCCCACCUGCACAAACUUGAUCUGUCCCACAAUCUGAUCCAGAGUCUGCCAAACUUCAGCAGCUGCAGAAAGAUACAAAACAUCGAUCUGUCCUCCAACCAGCUCUCCUCCGUCUCUCUGAUGAGUCUCACUCACCUGAAACUGUCUGGACACCUGCAGCUGAGAGUCGCCCACCAACACGAGCACCAACACAGACUCAGACUCAGGUCAACCAAUCAGCUGUUCACCUGUGUGUGUCUUCACUGUGAGGACGGCGGCAGUCUGUCCACAUGUUGCCUGGACUCGGUGUCUCUCUGGCUGCUUCAUCUCAUCUUCAUCAUCUCCAUCUUCUUUAACCUGCUGCCCCUGGUCUUCCUCCUACUUCUCCUCCUUCCUACUCCCAGGACCUCCUCAUUGCUCUCUGUGGAUUCAGCAUGGACACUGAUCCAGGAUCUGGACUCUGUCCUCUGAGGUCUUCAUCACAGCGGAGAACAGACCUGCUCUUUUAUCAUCUCUUCUUGUGAUGGUCAUUUCUGCCGCCUCUCCUGAGUCACUGUAAAAACUACAGGAAGUGAACUGCAGCUGGAGAUAUGGUGACAUCCAGGUGGACUCUGGGACACUGUGACGUCACUGCAGUGAUGUGGGGAGAGGGCUUUUACAAGUUUCUACAGUUCCCAUUCCUUUAUUGGUCUUCAGUCCAUGUAAUAUUUAAUAUCAUGUCUGAUUUAUACUUGAAUUGCUAUAUGUGUACCCCUUUGCAUUUGUUAUAUUUUUCCACAUAAAAUAAAGAGGGUCAAUCAGUAUCACUCUUAUCAUGAAAAUCUGGCAAGCAGACCAGAUAGACACCCAUAUUGUUGGGAAAGCUUUGUUUAGCAUGUAGCAUUGUGCUGAUACUGU